Molecule: messenger RNA, 4331 nt
Organism: Cuscuta epithymum
Lineage: Eukaryota; Viridiplantae; Streptophyta; Magnoliopsida; Solanales; Convolvulaceae
Source: the annotation of a GenBank genome assembly
CUUCUAGUGGAUGCCAAAUGCAAUACCGUUCAGAGAAAUCGCCAUGUAGUCAUUUAUAACAAAUCAAUACCCGGAGAGUGUAAACCUCGGCAGAACCGAAGAAUGGGAGUAGGGUUUCCAAUCCAAAUGCAGACAUCUCUGCUAUCCUUGCCGGACGAACUCAAAAUUGAUAUACUGAUGAGAUUACCAAUAGAAUCUCUGAUUUGUUUAAGUGCUGUGAGUAAACCAUGGCUCUCAUACCUCACCAGUUCUGAAUUCGUCUCUGCACACCUGUCUGAAGGAGCUACCAAGCAGUUCUUCUUUGCAACUACGACCUGUAGAAACCGCCGUUUCGCUCUAAUCAAAGAUGGCUACAGAGCCGACCGUGAUCUCACGGUACAAUUCGUACCAAUCAUCAAACCUGAUCAGCAAUUCCAAGAUAGGUUUUCAAUAUCUUUCCAUCCUUGUGAGGCCACGGGGAUCGAAAUUGUGGGCAGCUUUGAUGGAUUGCUUUGCUUAACCUUUACCCACCCAAAUUCUCACCCCUCAAUUAUAUUAUGGAACCCUUCUAUCCGAAGACAUGUGUUGUUACCGCCUCCCUCCAUUCACACUCCAAGGAGAGGUGGUAAUGGAAUAGGAUUUUGUGUUGCCAGUGACGGUGAUUAUAGGGUUGUGUGGGUCCAUGAAAGGCAUUGGGUCGAGGAAAGGCAUGCAAAUAGUGCUAUGUCGGUUGAAAUCUACUCUCUCAAUUCGGGAAAAUGGAGGAUUAGACGAUUUGAUCAUGAUUUGUUUCCUACAAGAUGGUUGCUGAGUGGUCAAGCUUUUGUAGGAGGUAAGAUGCAUUGGCUUGGAUGUCAGUAUGAUGAGGGUUGGACGAUUGAGUCUGAUUAUGCAUACGAAAUGUGCGAUACUCGUGACAAUUGUUCAAUCACUUCAUUUCACAUAGAUGAAGAGGUAUUCGGAGACGUACCACUCCCAAAUAGAUUUAAACGUUUUGACUGGCCUGCAAGGCAAUCUAUUGCUGUGGUUAAGGAUUCACUGGGUUUGAUAGAUAUGACUGACCCAAUAUGUUGUGACAUCUGGGUAAUGCAAGAUUAUGGUAAUGUGAACUCCUGGGCUAUGCUAUAUUCCAUUGGUUAUCCAGAUUAUGAUGAUAAAAGGUUACCCUUAAUGGAUGCAUUAAACACUUGGAAGAAUCCAGGAGUUUCUGCAGGGGCACACCAAUCGUUCUCAUUCAUGGACCGUGAGGCCUUUGUGGUGUAUGGGGAAUAUGGUGAUAAUAGAUUUGAGUAUGUAGCAAAGUAUGUGGAAAGCCUUGUUUUACUCGGACACAAAGAUGCCGUUGCGGACGUGCAUUUGCUUCAGGCUACUGCAGAGCACAUGGCGGAGGAGAUUGCAGGUGAUGGACAAGAAAACUAGGGAAGGUUUGACAAACUUCUAGCUUGCUUUCAUACUUUAAUCAUUUAAUAUAAAGAACGAAUUUUGAAAUAUUUACGUUUUAGAGAGUCAGCACAUACCAAGUGAUAUUUACUAAAUGUCAUUUUAUCUCUAUAACAGUUAACUUCAAUAGACUCAAUACAUCAAAUGCUUCCUAUAUCUUUCUAGGCCAUAUAGCAUUGAAUUAGAAAAAAUCAAUAUGUGCAUGCUAGAUUGAUACGUAGUAUAGUACACAAUAUGUAUGAACUUCUUCUAGAAGAAUUAAUUUGGGGUGAACUGUAUUGGCUAAAAUUAAAAUAGUUUAGGGCAGAUGACUUAAAAAAACCAACACGACAUUGUUUGUACUGUGGAAAUUAUAGCAUGUACCCCAAUUUUUCAUUGAAAAUUAACCUUGUACUGUCCUGAGAAUCAAUAAUAUAUUCAUCCUAAAAUUAAAGUUUAUAUCUCACUUUUUCGUCCAAUUUGGAGAUUGCGCCCUGCUACCCUAUUUUAGCACCUCCAUUGAUUUUUCAGGGUGCAAAAUAGAUUUUGUUAUUAGAAUGGGGUGCAAACUCAAAUUUGGACGGGAAAAUGGUGUCCAAUGUCCCAAGUCUACCCUCCUAAUUCUAUUUGGGACAGUGGUAGUACCGUAGUAUUAAUGGCCACAAAUGUUGUGGAUUUAUUAUCCUCUCAUAUAGUUUCAUGCGAAUUAAUGCCUUUGAAACGAAUGAUUGCCUUUGCUACAUAAUUUGUUUACUUCUUAUGUUGCUGAAAUGCUACUGAAUAAUUCUUAGGGUUCUUAUAUCCCACAAGUCCACAACAGUUCCUUUUGUUGAUAUCUGUUGUUCUCUUAGCCUUGAUGUAGCUUUAAUCUGUAUGCAUCUGUGAGUUUCUUCAUCUGGGAGAUGGUUGGUUGUACCCCGUAUCUUUUUCUCAAAAUUAAAAAUAUUAAAGCAACACCUUUGGUCUGUAGUACCUUGACCCGUGUGUUAUUCUAGACUAACUUUAUUUUCUGGCAUAUCAACUGCAGAGAUUUAUAUACCUCCAGUAUGUGAGACAUGGAAUGACAUCAUACGUAACCAUUAUUGAGAUAGGAAAUUCUAAAAUGUUAAAUAUGGAGUUUUAAAAUAGUACUACGUAUAAAUUAUUUAAUCGUGCCUCUGGAAUGUGGAGUAGAGCUUUUCCGAUGCUAGUAGCACUGUAAGGUGGGCAUGGUCGGUUAACCGGAUUUUGGUUAACCAAUUUUUGGUUAACUGCGAUGUUGGUUAAUAUAUUGUUAGUAAUCUAGUAUCAUUAUCUGUUCCAUAACAUUGGUUUACCAAUGUUAUGGAUCUGUGAGUUUCUUCAUCUGGGAGAUGGUUGGUUGUACCCUGUAUCUUUUUCUCAAAAUUAAAAAUAUUAAAGCAACACCUUUGGUCUGUAGUACCUUGACCCGUGUGUUAUUCUAGACUUCCUUUAUUUUCUGGCAUAUCAACUGCAGAGAUUUAUAUACCUCCAGUAUGUGAGACAUGGAAUGACAUCAUACGUAACCAUUAUUGAGAUAGGAAAUUCUAAAAUGUUAAAUAUGGAGUUUUAAAAUAGUACUACGUAUAAAUUAUUUAAUCGUGUCUCUGGAAUGUGGAGUAGAGCUUUUCCGAUGCUAGUAGCACUGUAAGGUGGGCAUGGUCGGUUAACCGGAUUUUGGUUAACCAAUUUUCGGUUAACUGCAAUGUUGGUUAAUAUAUUGUUAGUAUCAUUAUCUGUUCCAUAACAUUGGUUUACCGGGUAUAAGUUAACUAUAAUUUCGGUUAACCGCUAAUCAGUUAACCAAAGAACCAUGAAAAAGAAAAGAAUAAAUCCAUCAAAUUAAUCAACAUCUGUUUCGUUAAAAAAAAUAUAAGUAGUCCAAGAUUAAAUUAGAAACUUUUGCAGCAUCAAUUCUCAAGCUUCCAAACUUUAGUUAGUCUGUAUAACUAGCUAUUUAUUAUCUUUCGAUGUGUACUACGGAGUAUUACUUUUCCAUACUAUAUGUUCCUAUAUCUAUGAUAUUUUACAGUUAUACCGUGUAUACAGUAUACGUAUGUUACUUAAGAAAAUAUAUACUCCAUACAUGUCAGUAGCUUAGCAUUAGUCUAGAAGUAUAUUCUUUCCACUAGAGCUAUGUAACUGAUUGUAAAGUGUAUAUUUCAAUACUGAUAUGAAGUGGACUGCAUGUGAAGUUACGGUGAUCGGUUAACCGUAGAAGAUAAUUUUAAUAUCGUAACCGUACCGCUAACCAUAUUUUCCUCCGGGUUGGUUAGCCGUACUGUGAGUUUUAAAAAUUCGGUUCGGUUAACCGGAAAAACACCGGUUUUCCGGUUCGGUUAAUCGGUUAUUGUAGCAGAGUUACCUCAGAUAGUCCAUCCUGUGGUGUCAAUAGUGCAGCAUUUUACUGAUAAGUCUGAUAUCAUAUUUCAUUUCUUAUGACCUCAAAAGGUUAAGCUUAUUUAUAUAUCUGUAAAUACUUAGUUAAGAAAUGGCUGACAAUUUUCUAAUAUUUGUAAUAUUGUUGUAUUGUACUUCAUGCAUUUUCAGGACUUUCUGGAGGCAGAUGCAGUAUAUAAAUGUAACUGAACUAGGUGUGAUAUUGUCAUGGUAUGUGGUUGAAAGCUGGUUGCUUGGGAUUUCAAAGCUUGUUGCUUGGGAUUUCAAAGCUGUUAUCUUCAUUUCAGCUGCCAGAACAUGUUUUGUUUUUUGCAACAAUGGUGAACAGUGUAAUUGUACCAGAUUUUUAAUGAUAUCAGGAGGUUUCACCAAAUUUAACCUGUACUGUAUUGAUGGUAUUGCAGCUACUUGAAGUUGAAAUUAAUGGUACUAUAAGCAGCUGUUUUUUUGUUUGGGAAAUUUGAUUGAAAUACAGAUUUUGUAUUGUUGAAAUAUCACUGUUUUGCGAAGGAUUUGAAUAUGUUUUGAUUCAA